This is a messenger RNA of Stylonychia lemnae, 2130 nucleotides long. Lineage: Eukaryota; Ciliophora; Spirotrichea; Sporadotrichida; Oxytrichidae. The record is from the annotation of a GenBank genome assembly.
AUGGAAGAAAUCAAUGAAUCUGUCAAUGCUGUAGAGCAUUCAGAUGCUAACCAUUUAUAGUCUCAAAAUUUAGUUGAUAUAUAAAAUAUUGAAUAAGUAGAGCCAGUUGAAAUAAAUGAGACCAAAUAAGACAUUGAUGAUAAUAGCAAGGCAGAAGUUGACGAUGUUAAGGAAAAUGAUGAGGAUUAAUAGUUUGACCCUAAUGAUUUGAACAGAGAGAAAUUUGAUUACGUUGUAUUUGGAAGUGGACUAACUGAGAAUAUACUAGGAGCAGCAUUAGCGAUUUCUGGGUAGAAGUGCUUAUUUCUUGAUCAGGCAGACAGAUAUGGUGGAAACAUUUUGAACUUUAAUCUUGAGCACUACUUUAACUAUAACCUACAGCCAAAGUAAGUUCUUAGUAGUAAUUAAUAUCCUAGGAUCUUGUAUUCAAAAUCAAUAAGUGUGAGUGAGCUGAUCAGAAGCGGAGUAAACAACUACCUUGAAUUCCAAAGUGUCGCUGAGAACUUUUUCUUUGCUAAUGGCACUUUCCAAAAGAUUCCCUUCUCUAAAUCAGAGGUGUUCUCAUCAUCAUUGCUUACAUUUAAGGAGAAGAGGUAGCUAGUGAAAGUCAUGGAGGCUUGCUUAGCAGGUUAUGAUAAGAUUGCUCAGAGGGAAAUAACCAAGGAAAAGAUUAACUCCACUCACACAUUCGAAAAGGAGAUUGACAUCAACUUAGAGGAGCAGGCUAAGAUACUUGACAACAAAGACAAACCAAUCAGAAGUUUCCUAGAAUCGAUGGGCAUUGAAAAGAAAAUGCAGGAUAUUUUGUUGUAUGCAAUUGGGGGUAUUAAUGAGAAUCAAUUUGUUGACGAGCAGAUCAACUUAGAAAAGAUCACUACAUUCUAGUUCUUUGAAAGGAUACAGAAGUACUUGAGAUCAAUAGGCUAUUACGGUGAUUCCCCAUUUAUGGUCUGUGUCUAUGGCACUAGCGAGUAUUCCCAGGCUUUUUCAAGAGCUGGAUCAAUACAUGGAUGUAUUUACAUAGUAAAUGAUGAACUUAAGAUGAGUGAUUUGGAGUUCUCUGAUAAGGAAGAAAGUAAAAAGGGAUUUGAUAGAAUUACUAUCAGCUAUAAUACUAAUCCAAUAAUUGCCAAAAAAGGUAUCAUAGUGGGACCUGAAUAUCAGUCUUGGAUAAUCAAGCAAGCUGGAGUAGAGAUUAAAUAAGCCAGAAAAGUACAGGCAAGUAUUAUGAGAUUGGCAAUAAUAACGAAGAAACCUUUAAUGGAAAAUCAACAUGAACUGGCUACCUACGUUAUCCCACCAAUGACUGAAGGCUUUAAUAAUCCAAACCCUGUGAGAGUGUUUUAAUCGAAUGACUAUACCUAUGCUGUACCAUCCAAGCACUAUCUGAUACUAGCCUCAAUGUCUAUCAAGCCAAAUCCAACAGAUGAAGAAAUGAAUACAAACAAAUAAGUUUUUAGGCAGUUCCUUAAGUAAUUUUAUGACUAUGAAUGGGAUCACUCAGAUCUCAAUAAGGACAUCUACAUUGUUGAAUAAGUCAAGGAAACUCCAAUUCAAGAGAAUGUUGAGGGAAAUUUAGAUAAAGAAGAAGUUAAGCCAGAGAAGACUGAUGAAGUUGUGCAUGAGCAGUAAUAGAAAUAAGAAGAAUCUAAAACAGAUUAAUAGCUGUAAGAGAGUGAUAUCAUAUUCGCAGUGAUGUAUGUGCAGGAUUACAAGCAAGACUUGGACGACUUAGAGAAGCAAAAUUUCAGCAAUACUACAUUUAUCAAGGACACGCCCUUUGACACAGAUAUCGACCAAGCCUUUAACGAGGCUUAGAGUCUGUUUUAUGAGAAGCUCGGGAAUAAAGACUUGAAGUUCCUGCAGAGAUCAGACGAAGAAGAGGAAAAGUAUCGAGAGAUGCAUAACUACGACGAGGAUGAUGACAGUGAUGAAGAUAAGGUAAUCGCUGACUUAGAGACAAACAUGGUUUCUAAUAACGCAACCAACACACCUGCUACCUUGAAUGAAGAGCCUGAAAGUGAAAAAUUGGAUUAGCUAAAGCAAGAUGGAGAAGUUGAUACUAAGAAGGUAGAAGACUAGAUGCUAGAUGAUCUGUUAGAUGAUCUUAUUGGUGAUAACGAAGAUUGA